Messenger RNA from Mycena indigotica, 1653 nucleotides. RefSeq names its product Glycoside hydrolase family 76 protein. Gene Ontology annotation, biological process: carbohydrate metabolic process. NCBI's taxonomy places the organism in Eukaryota, Fungi, Basidiomycota, Agaricomycetes, Agaricales, Mycenaceae. The transcript is spliced from 9 exons. The coding region runs from base 1 to 1653 and encodes 550 amino acids. The record is from RefSeq and is a predicted model, not a curated record.
AUGGUAGCCGCGAUGCUCUUGUUUUCGUCCUCCCAUAUCUUUUCAACGGUGCUGGUGCUAGCGGGAUACUGGACACCGCUAUGGGCACAACUUGCUUCGCCUGGCUGGCGCAAACCAAACAUCACCACUGCAGUCGCGGACAGGAUUGGUACCGUCAAUGCGGCGGUGCAGAAGACCAUCGAUCACAUUGGGACGGAUGGGCAGUUCUCCGACGCUGACUAUCUCAUUCCUGCCAUCUUCUACUCUCAACUCGCUGGAUUCGAUGUCGCUACAAGUAGCAAUCAGCACCAUGACCUUCUUGCGCGAUACUUUAACCUCGCCCAAACAGCCUCCAGUAAUUUCGCUAACUUGAAUGUCAGCGUGUCUUUCUUUGAUUCGGCCCUUGCUGACGGUCAAGCUCCACUAGCUUCAUUAUACGUUACAACGGCGGUAUCUGACCCUUCGAUUGCUGGCCUGUCGACUGGGCACUUUGCAAUCCUUUCUGCGCUCUUGGCUGCGAGCACCUCUAAACCUGACUACCUCUCUGCUGCACAGCUCUCAAUCACAUUCAUGCAAUCACACUGGCUUAAUCCACAGAACAUCAUCCUUGAUGGAAUUUCUGGCCGUAGCAAUGACUCGUGCUCAUUGAGUACAUCGCCACAACCCUACGAUUCGGGAAUGGCGAUUGAGGUGUUGGCAAUUCUCGUCGAUAUCACCAAGGACUCUGCAUACCAACGCUUGUUGACCUCACUUGUCGAAGCUGCAAUACUCUCUCCGGCAUGGCAAGGCGCGAACGGAAUCAUUUCAAACCAAGCACAUGGUUCCGGUGGUGAUCUCUUUGUUGUUCGUGGGCUCAGCGCUGCGUAUAGUCGCAACGCGACAAGUUCAUCGCUGAAGGAAUACAUUAAAGCAUACCUCGCUGUACAAUACAACGGUGUCCUUGACCUUGCGCGGUCGUCAGGCUCAGACACCUAUGGGCACUGGAUCGGCCCCGCCGCAACGACUUUCAACUCGAUAGACCAGACAUCAGCUCUUGGCGUGCUUGUUGCUGCAAUUGGGCUGCACAACGAAACUGUUCAAACUACGUCAUCGUCAGGCGGAGGCCCUACAUCGUCAGCUCCACCGUCAAGUUCCAAUACAACUCUCGCCUCCGCGGCGCCUCAUCCCAAAUCGCACACUGGAGCCGUGGUGGGGGGCAUUGUCGCGGCGGUUGUCGUGACGUUGAUUUGUGUGGGGCUACUAUUCUGGAUUCGACGUCGGCGGCAGAACUCAAGAAGGGAGUUGACAGGCCCAGCACUGGACAUACCCUCCGUCCGUCCGAGCAUUAACCCGCCGUCGACCACCACGAUUAGUCCCUUCACCUCGCCUGUCUCUCAAAGUUCGUCAAGCGCUCUCACGGCUGCUACUCCUCAUGCACGAUAUGGUCAGCGGGAAAAGCACCACCAGCCCGGACCCAGUACGAGUCGAUCGCUGUCAGAUGGCUCGCGAACAGACUUUGCGUUCAUCGCUGAACAAGCCGAACCAGUUCCGGCUUCUAUAACAGCCUCAGCACUCCCCACCGAUGAGCUUGUUAGGAUACUGCAUUCACGCCUCCAGGGUCAGAACGCGGAAAUCUACGACAAUGAUGCUCCUCCUCCUAGGUACCCAGGGACAGAUGCUGGGACAAGCAUAUGA